GACACAUAGCCAGAGCAAUAGCCAUCGACGAUGGCACCCACUCCCUCAGUUGCUUCGCCAGAGAUGACGCAGAACGACGACCACCAAGUGCAACAGCCCGCGACGCCGGCCGCGCCUGUGUCACCCGUGACCAUCGUAGCUCGCGAAGAACCGCCGCCGCCACAGCGCCGCCGACCUCUGUCGUUGCCCAGUCAGGUGCAGGAAUGCACUAUGCAACGCAUCCUCGUGACAGGCGGCGCCGGCUUCAUCGGUAUCCACUUGUGCCGCCGUCUUUUGGAUCAGGGCCACGAGGUCAUCUGUCUUGACAAUCUCUUCACUAGCCAGCGUGCCAACGUCCUGGACUUGCAAAUGCGCUACCCGAACUUUGAGUUCGUGCGUCACGACGUCACGGAGCCCUACUCGUGCGAAGUAGACCAGAUCUACAAUAUGGCGUGUCCUGCGUCACCUGUGCACUACCAAUACAACCCCAUUAAGACCACCAAGGUGUCUUUUAUGGGCGCCAUCAACGUCCUCGGCCUGGCCAAGCGCGUCAAGGCGCGCGUGUUCCAAGCCUCGACUAGCGAAGUGUACGGCGACCCGGAGGUCUCGCCGCAGGUAGAGUCCUACCUGGGCAAUGUCGACUGCACCGGGGUGAGAGCGUGCUAUGAUGAAGGCAAACGCGUGGCCGAGACGCUGUUUUUCGAAUAUCACCGCACACAAGCAGUGGAUAUCCGUGUGGCACGCAUCUUCAACACGUAUGGACCGGGCAUGCAUCCGUACGAUGGACGUGUGGUAAGCAACUUUAUCAUGCAGGCGCUACAGGGCGAGGACAUCACGAUAUACGGCACGGGUAGCCAGACGCGCUCCUUCUGCUUCGUGGACGACCUUGUAGAAGCGAUAAUUCGCUUCAUGGACUGCAAGACGUGCGUGGGACCCAUGAACCUGGGCAACCCGCACGAGAUGACUAUCCGCGAGCUUGCUGAAAUGGUCAUCCGCCUGACAAAUUCUUGCAGCCGCUUGGUGUUCCGGGAUUUGCCUAACAAUGACCCCAAGUUGCGGAAACCUGACAUCACUCUUGCCAGAACGUAUUUGGAUUGGAACCCCCAUAUUUGCAUUGAAGAAGGACUCAUGCGCACCAUCGCGUAUUUUCGGGCCUUGGACUUAUCCAAAUUCAAGCGACCUACCAACAAUACGGCGCACUGCAAGAGCGAGAUGGCCAACCAGGCAAAAGUGGCCCGAAACUAG
Messenger RNA from Phytophthora infestans T30-4, 1224 nucleotides. Its product is annotated as UDP-glucuronic acid decarboxylase 1. Bases 64 to 1224 code for a protein of 386 amino acids. Gene Ontology annotation, molecular function: UDP-glucuronate decarboxylase activity; NAD+ binding. The record is from RefSeq and is a predicted model, not a curated record. The transcript has 2 exons. Gene Ontology annotation, biological process: D-xylose metabolic process. Gene Ontology annotation, cellular component: cytoplasm. NCBI's taxonomy places the organism in Eukaryota, Oomycota, Peronosporomycetes, Peronosporales, Peronosporaceae.